Schistosoma haematobium is the source of this 423-nucleotide messenger RNA. RefSeq lists its product as uncharacterized. NCBI's taxonomy places the organism in Eukaryota, Metazoa, Platyhelminthes, Trematoda, Strigeidida, Schistosomatidae. The transcript is spliced from 9 exons. The coding region runs from base 1 to 318 and encodes 105 amino acids. The record is from RefSeq and is a predicted model, not a curated record.
AUGAAUCGCCUGAUAACUUUAUUCUUAAGUAUAUCCCUCUUCAGUGUAUUAUCAGUAACACAGACUACUGAAACUAAUUCAGAGGUUCUAUACAGAUAUCCAACACCUGUUCCUCGUCCAUCUGUGUAUUUUGAUAAUCCUGAAGUGAAAUUCGAAGAUCUUACAUUUACAAAAUUUAUACAUUAUAUCGUUAAGAAAUUGCUAUGGGUAUUUGAUAAUUUAAUGUUAAAAGAUUAUGAAACGGAAAUCAAACAACAUAACACAUCUCAAAUGUACAAGUUUAGAUUACCUCAAGAAACAACUACUGAAGAGAAAUAACAUUCCAAUGGAUUAGAAUUACUGCAAACAUGUGUAACACUUGGACGGUUUACUUUAUUAUUAGAAAAUCUAACCAGAAGAUCAGAUAAAUCCUGUUCUUUGAAA